AUGACUCUAGGCAUGCCCGACACAUCUACGGCAACACCAAUGCGACUUGUUCAGGAUAUGGCGUUGAUUACGCAAUGGGCAGGAUGGUCAUAUAUCUUCAUCACCACGUAUCGGGCGACGAAUGGCGAGCGGAAGAUCGGAAUAACAUGCGACACGCGGAUCUGCAUGAGGCAUGGCGCAGGGAAAGACAUGAAGCAUCACUACCAAUUCGAACUUGAAGCUUUCCUUCUGAUCUUUGGACAACCGGACCAGCGAAAGCUGUCUCCAGUUUGGAUCAAUGACAUCCUGGACAUGCUGCGUCGGGAGUCAGACUUCGCCGUUGUCUGCUAUGAGAUGCAUAGGCGUGCGACUGGACAGCUUCAAGAAGACAUACCUUGGAAACCACGUCGAUCUCUUGAGCGAUGGAGCAUCAUGCUUCCCGGAGUCGUCACGGCCGCACGACCUACAGCUGGGGAUGCGACUUGCCCAAUCUGCUUCGAGGACUACGAUAGCCUCUUUCGGCGGCCAGUAUCUUUGCCAUGCAGUCCCAUACACGCCAUGUGCUUCGACUGCGUGGUCAGCCACUGUCAAUCCCAGGGAGAGGACGCCAGUUGUCCGCACUGUCGAACCGCCAUACUAGCGGACCCAAAGUGGUUCAAAUAUCUGCGACACGGCCUGAAUCAGAACGGCGAUUUUUUCCCAGACCCGCGCUUCACGUACUGGGAAAAUUGGGAGCGAAGCUGUGCAGACCUUGAUGAGCUGAUGGCCGAAGACGACGACACUCUCAUCACUGUGCAUCCUCAGCGCGCGCUGCAAGUACUUUCGCUUCUCCUUUGCAAAGCUCGGUCCGAGCGAUUCGCUUCCACUCCCAGAGGACUAUCGCCUGCAGACUUCCCUGAGAUGGAUCUCGUCGAACAAACGAUCAGAAAUGGCAUAAUCUUUAUGCGAAGGAAAGUCCUCCGAGUCUCAACGAUCUCGGCUUAUCUUAUGCGUCAAGUGACCGGCAAGCUUCUUGAUGCUUUCCUGGAAUCUGAAGUACAUACCCUGUACUCAGACGACAACUUGACCAGCAUGAUUCUUGAACCACGAGAUUGGGACAUCUUUCUGGAGCAACGACCGGGCUUUUACAGAUUUGUUGAGAGAAUGAUCAGUCGGACUCUGCGAUUCAUGUAUAUGCGAUCUUGCAAUUGCGGGAAUCCAGAGCUUCACAGUCACGGCUGGAGGAUGUUUUACGAUGAAAAGGCUAUACCAUUGAGAGGAUACAAACCUUUCUCGGGGCGAGAUCACAUAAGCACGCUCGCUGAGACAGACCGACUGCGCACAGCUGAUUGCUUUGAGCUCUUGAUUUCACGUAUCACAGCGAUGCAGCUCAGAUACCGCUUGAGCACACCUAACUGUCCCCACCGUAAAGAAGCACCUGCAGGCCGUGAGCUCUUGAUUGAGCUUUUCGAUCAACCUAAGAGACUACGCUAUUCUCAAAACCGAAGCAGGACUGGGGUUGGGCUCGCCUUUAUGGUCAGAGUGAUGCAGCUCAGAUACCGUCUCAGCGCAGCUAAUUGUGCCGACCGCAAGGAAGCAGGCCGUGACCUCUUGAGCGAGCUCUUCCACUACGCUCUUGCUAGUACCGCAUUUUUGGCCUUUGCUUCGAAACUGAAGCAGGAAGUCUUUCCGAUGCUCGCUUCUAGCAGUUCUCGGACCCAAUCCAGCGAGGGCAGUGCUAUUCUAUACAUUGGAGACUACUCUACCAAAGUGAUAUAUCGAUACAACUCUGGCAUUUGUCGGCGCCUUCCCUGCACUCUCUUGAACCAAGGAUCCAGGCUUCAAUCUAGCGAGAGUAGUACUACUCGCUACAUUGGAGACAACUGCGCCAAAGUGCUUUAUCUAUUGAGCUCCACAGCGGCCACUCCUAGCCUCGUAUCUGUGCUUCUUUCGAGAGUGCUCCGGAAGCAGCUGAGACCACUACCGGGCAGCAACUCAUCUAUAGAGAAGCCACACGACAAGCGUCCUCUUCGUCGAUCUGCACGCCAAAGAGGAAAAGGUGCCCUUGAAGCCGAAAAGGAUGCAGGUGCUCCUCCAGACUCAGAUGAUGAUGUUGAGCCUGAAGCCAGCUCAGAUCUUCAAGAAUCGGUAACAAAGCGAAUUGACCUAAGCGAAAAGAACAGCUCUCAGCUCGAGAUGCUCCACCGCAACGACGUUAAGAUUGGAGGAGGUGUUGUGACGCUGACCGAUGAAAAGCUACGCCCAGUCAAGUUCGUCGACCACAACACAGCCGUCUACAAGUACGGCGGCUGGCGCGAAAUAUCGAUUCUGGUUCCCAUCAUGCUUUGCAAUAGGCGAUCUGCUCUCAAUGCUCCGACUCGGUACCUGUUGAGACGCAUUUGUCUGGCUUUACGUGUUGUCGAGAACAUUGAUGAGCAGUACAAACUGCAUUUGGUUCACAGCACGGAAAUUGAGAAUGGUGGGGAGCAUCUCAAGUUUCGGACACGCCUACGAGGGACUGGUGCCUAUGCGUCUGGAUUGCCUCCACUAAUGAGUGUCGACAAGGUCUCAUUCACUCGCAUUUGCGUCAGGGAUAGUUGUCCGGAGCAUUUGAUGAAUGGGCCCACUAGAGCACUCAAAGCCAUAGUGAGCUUGCGAACAUGGGAACUGGCCUUUGUCAGCAUCGCUUUCAACAAUGCAAUGUCUACUCUUUUACCCCAGAAGAACGACGUUGAUUCGAGGAUCUAUGGCUUAGACAUGCUGUUCUUGAUCGCUCAAAGAUCUCGUUGUGGUCUUCUUGCUAGCAGCAAUCAACAUUUGGGGAUAAAGGGCUUAGGCCGCUCGCACUCAGCUUUUCCUGGGCAUGAAUCUCCACAGAAACCAAAAUGCAUUGAUCUAUACUGUCUUACCUUUGAUAUAUCGAUGAAUGGCGUUGCCCGUGACAGCUUGGCGCUGCAGGCAUCGAAGUCACGCAUGGAUUUACUCCAAGACUUGCUCUUUCGGAUCAAGCCCUUCAUACAACGACGCGACCUCGCACACAUCACUAGAAGAACGACUCACCUACCGCAACCGCCCUCACCCAUAGAACAAAACUCCUUAUCCCAUCCACCAUCUCUCCGCAAACAGCUAAGACUGCCGCCGAAUAUGCCGCCAAAGACAGGAGAGCCCAAGGCUCGAAAGCCAGGCAAGCCUCGAACCAAUCGUCCAACGAGCCUCUUCCGCGUCGAUUGGUCGACUGAGAUGGAGGCGCUCUGCUUCUUGCUCGGUGUCUACUACAACCUCUACCGUGUCGAUAGGGAUGUUCUGGAGCAGAUCGUCCAUCGCGCGUUUCCCAUUUUCAAGAGAGCGCGCAAGGUCGCAGCAUCGUUCUAUGACCGCAUCGACUUUCGCUGGAGCCCAGGCCGCCAGAGAGAGAGUUGGCACAAGAUCGACAGACAGGAUGAGCGCAGCCGAUACCAUGGCACCCCAUUCACGCAAAACCAGCUGAACGACUUGGCCACCAUCAACGGCGUCGUCAAUAGCUGGGCAGCUCACCUGAACAAGACACUCACGCCAGUCGCUGGCGUCGGUCUGGACUUCAGCAACGGUGUCGCUGAUCCAGCUGGCAUCUUGCACGACUUGACCGACUCACCUGGCACCAAGCGGACGGCACUCGUUCCAGGGGAGCAGCUUUCGACGGCCUUGAGGAACAAGCUGGAGAGUCACUGGGGCGAUCCAAUCCAUGGUUUCACCUUGACGUCUACACUUGCGCCAGGCCAGUCACCGCCGAACCCCAUCCCCACGAGAGCAGUUGCCAAGCCACGAAAGACUAAGACGGCGACACAGAAGAAGCGCUCGCAGGAAGAGGCGGAAGACGAGUCGGACGGCGAGGGCGAGGGCGAGGGCGAUGACGAGAGCUACGCCGCAGCGCCAGUCCGCAAUCGAACGAAACUCCAGGCUCCAGCGAAGUCACCGAAGGAGUUGCCGAAGAGUCGGAAGCGCACUCGUGUGGAGAGCAAGGACGAAGAGAGCGAUCACGAAGCCGAAGACGAGCCAGGACCGAGCUCUGUGAGUGACGAGGAUGAUUGGCAGAUGUGCAUGGCGCACUACGACAGCCUGAUCUUCGACGACAACGAGGUCCGCUUCAAGCCUGGCAGUGACUUUCCCGACAGCUUCAGCUAUCCAGACGAGGAUGUCUACAAGUUCGGCGGCUACAUCUACGGCAUCACCCUCGAUGAGAACUCACCUCCAGAGCUCGUUGACUCACUGGAUGCCGAUCGCACGUCUGCAGUCAUCACGGUCUGCAAUACCGAUGUCUGCGACAAAUGCCAGGGUCCGGUGAAGGAAGAUGGCGAAAAGACGACCUUCGAUGCCAAGCAUAGCUGGGAUAUCGUCUACCGCAGCCAGAUUGCCGAGACUUCUGACGGUCGCUAUGUUUUCGUCGGCACCCAGGGCGGCAAGGUGCCAAAUUACACCACCAAGCUGCCUUCGAACUUUGUCGAGAAAGAGGUGGCAAUGGGUCGCAAGAGAAAUGGAGAGCCGGAUGAGGAGACGGUUUUCAAGGUCUUGGUAUGCGAUGAGGAGGACGAGGAGGAGGAAGAAAAUGAUGGCGUUGAGGAGGACUUCCAGGACCGGUUUCUGUUGAAUGACCUUGGGUGUUUGUGCUUGAUGAAAAAGCAGCAAGGAGGUGGCGAGCAUGAUAUUUCCAGCCGAAGAUACAAUGAGCCUCAGAUUGAUCUCUUGAUUCCUUACUUGCAACAGCCAACUCAUCCGGUAGCCAAGCUUGAGCGAGCGCAAUCUGGUAUAUGGUCAACGGAAGUGAUGUUGAUUGGGAUCGCUGGCUGGCUGCUGAGGGGUUUCCCACCUUUCCAGCCCUGGUAA
Pseudocercospora fijiensis CIRAD86 is the source of this 4818-nucleotide messenger RNA. RefSeq lists its product as uncharacterized. NCBI's taxonomy places the organism in Eukaryota, Fungi, Ascomycota, Dothideomycetes, Mycosphaerellales, Mycosphaerellaceae. The transcript has 27 exons. The record is from RefSeq and is a predicted model, not a curated record. The coding region runs from base 1 to 4818 and encodes 1605 amino acids.